Molecule: messenger RNA, 2861 nt
Organism: Stomoxys calcitrans (stable fly)
Lineage: Eukaryota; Metazoa; Arthropoda; Insecta; Diptera; Muscidae
Product: testis-specific zinc finger protein topi
Exons: 5
Coding region: 170-2677 (835 amino acids)
Source: RefSeq, a predicted model, not a curated record
GCCAUCAAUAUGACGUUGCCAACAUAAAAAAAUCAUGUUGGAACUUUACAAAACGGUUUAAAACUCACCCAAUGUGCAGUCAUUUUGAAAAAUUUCUGUACAUUUAAAUUUGGGAAAAAGGUUUUUAUUAUUCUUAAAAAAUAGCAUAAGAAACUUUGUAACUCAGACAAUGGCUAGUGAGGAAAAUUUUGAUUACGCGUCUUUAUCUCAAUUGGGAGAAUUUGCUCGUUUAAAUGAGGAGUCAUUUACAGAUAACGCAAUAAUGGAGGAGAUUUUGCAGGCUUAUACUAACGAAGAUGUUGAAGAAAAUUUUAGAAACGAAAAUCAUUCGUACGAAUUGCCUGCAUCAAUGCCUUUAGAUACAUAUAAUAUAUCGAAUUCGUUAGAAGAUUCCAAUAUACAAUCUCAAGAAUUGGAAUUAAUCUGUGAGACUCUGAUGCCUCGAGAACCAUUAUUUAAUGGCCUUGAAUCUCAUAUGCCUGCAAUAAUUUCGGAAAUUGUGCCACAAUCUGUGCCUCUAACAACCACCGAAAAAAAUAACGAAGCCUCUUCAUCUCUUUAUUCUAAUGGUAUUUGCCAUAAGUCUUUGUUGCCGUUCGGUUCGAAUGAAGAGGUUAUGAAUUUAAUACAUUUUCUAGAACAAACAAAUCAGCCAUCCCCUGCUUUUGAACUUAUAAACUGUGCAAAUUGUAACUGCCUGUUUGAUACAUCCACUUUUCAAACACAUUCUUGUUAUAAUGCUUUGGAAACCAAUGAUUUGACAUUGCCCACUCCAUGCCAAACAAGCUCAACUUCAACAUUGAUUUGUGAGCCAUCAACUACAGAUAAGGUAUCGCAAGCACUUUUAUCUUCUCCUCCAACUACAAGCCAUAACAGAGCAAAAGAAUCACUUAUUCCCAGCCCGAAUCUAUUCAAUAAAACGAUUUUGGGGUCAUUACCACAUAAGGAACCAUUGCUUACCGAUAUGUUGUCAGAUGUCAAACUGGCACCACCUGUGUCUCCACCACGUCCUAUAUGCUCUAUACCAUUUAAUAAAAUAAAGGCACCAUUAUCACUUGAAGAACCAGCUUGUAUACGCCUUCUAAAAGAAAAUCAGAUACGUUUAAGACGAUUUCUUAAAGAUGAACUAAAAGUUGACAUAUAUGCUGCUGGCAACAAACAUAACCAUACUAGAACUGAUAAUGAUAAAGAGAACGUCAACAGCAGCACAUCAUUAACGCUUCCAAAGAAACAAGAUGGUCCCCAUGUCUGUAUAAAAUGUGAUAGAAAAUUUGUUCAUGCUUCAGGCUUGUUGCGCCAUAUGGACAAGCAUGACAUGGACCUAAUACCAUCCAAAGCAUCUUUGGAAGGGCGACAAUCGACGUUAAUUUCUAAUUUUUCAGUAGUAAUUAAGUGUACAUUCUGUGGUCGUAUCUUUUUCGAGCGCAAUAGUGCAUUUGAUCAUAUUAGUGCACAUUUUGUUGAUUCGCCAGAUGUUGAAAGGGAAAAUGACAAUGACGGAGAUAAACCAUAUGAAUUGUACAUGGAUGCUGCAUUAGCUCUAUUGAGACAGGAGACCCCUAGCGUUGGAUCACCUCAGGAAUCGAACAAGCAGCCUAAAUUCAACUAUGCCGCCCACGCAAAGACCAGCGGUAUGUUUAAAAUCGUUACUCUCUCUAGUGUGCUGCAGUGCGAGUUUUGUGAUUAUCUAUUCUCGGAGGUCUCAUACCUACUAAAACAUUCCGCAUUCCAUUUGCCGGAAAGGCCAUUUGAAUGUUUUUCAUGUGAAAUUUACACGAAAACGGCAAAGGACAUACGCAACCAUUGGCAAACAGAAUGCGUUUUUAUGCGAGAAGACCUAAAAGAAAACCGAGCAGUGACGCAAAGAUAUUUUGUUUGCAACGUAUGCCAACAAAAAUUUACUAGCUUGGAUCAAUUGCUUGAACAUCGUUACAGUGCCUAUCAUUUAUUUCCACGCCUAAACAAACGCUUGGGGAAAAUGCAAUUGCCUUGUGAAUACUGCGAUAUGAUAUUCAAUGAAGCCCGUGCAUGCUUUGCUCACUAUGAAGAAAAACAUAAAAAGGCUCCAAAAGAGAGAAAUAUCGACGACUCAGACAAACCCAAUAAACCUUAUAUGUAUUUAUGCCAUAUUUGUGGUAAAUCCUAUGCACAAUCGAGCCAUUUGGGACAGCAUUUAAGGUUUCACGAAGGUGUCAAGCCAUUUGAAUGCAAUGAACCAGAUUGCGCACGCAAAUUUACUACACGUAGCGAUUUGAGGGAUCACAUUUGCAAGUGUCAUACUGGAGAAAGACCAUAUAAGUGUCUUAUAUGUGAUAAAUCAUUUAUGACGGGAUCUGUAUUUUAUCAACAUCGUCUAAUACACCGGGGAGAUCGACGUCACAAAUGUUUGGUAUGUGAUAAAAGCUUCUUUCGUGCCGAUGCCUUGAAAAAUCACCAGCGCAUUCAUACGGGAGAAAAACCGUUUGAGUGUGAUUUCUGUACGAAAUCAUUUCGCCAACGUGGCGAUCGUGACAAGCAUAUGAAAGCUAGACACUCCAAUUUGGAUGAGAACACUAAGAUUUUAAUGAAGUUGCAAAAAUUAGAAUUGGUAAAGGCCACAGCUGCUAAAAAAGUCGCACACAACAUUUCAGGCGAAGAAAAUCAAGAACCAAACGACCAAGUGUUGGAUACAUAUUAGUUACUGGUAUUGGGGUUUUAAGGCUUAUUUACAUAAUAGACGUUAAACGAUUUUUUUGUUAAUCACUAAAAAAACUUCUUUAUUUAUUCUUAUAAUUAAUUAUAGAAUUAAUUUGUUUUUAAUACUUAUUCAUUAUUAUUAGUGUAUAGCCUUUUUCGAGUUUAUCGCUCAUUGAGAAAUUUAA